This is a messenger RNA of Silurus meridionalis, 1213 nucleotides long. Its product is annotated as serine/threonine-protein kinase SBK1. Gene Ontology annotation, molecular function: ATP binding; protein serine/threonine kinase activity. The transcript has 4 exons. Gene Ontology annotation, biological process: peptidyl-threonine phosphorylation; peptidyl-serine phosphorylation. The record is from RefSeq and is a predicted model, not a curated record. Bases 3 to 1088 code for a protein of 361 amino acids. NCBI's taxonomy places the organism in Eukaryota, Metazoa, Chordata, Actinopteri, Siluriformes, Siluridae.
GUAUGAAAGGGAAGACUUGUAGCGCUCGUAACGAUCAGACACAGCAAACUGUGCAAGGCAAAGCCAUGAUCGAGCUGGGCCCUGUGAAGGACGGCAGCAGCCCCAUAGAGGAGCUGAUGGAGCUCACAGCGCAGAGUCUGACUCGCCUUGAGAUUAAAGAGCACUUUAACGUCAUCAAGGAGAUCGGGCGAGGGAAAUACGGGCGUGUGCUGCUAGUUACUCACCGCUGCAGGGGGACACCCAUGGCCCUGAAGGUCCUACCCAAAGCGUCGACGCAGCUGAAGGGAUUUCUGCGUGAGUACUGUAUCUCGCUCCGCCUGUCCAGCCACCCGUGUAUUGUGGGUCUGUUUGGAAUCGUUUUCCAGUCUAACGAGCAUUACGGAUUCGCUCAGGAGCUGGUGGUCGGACGCGACCUGUUCGCUAUCAUCAAACCACGGGUCGGGAUCUCGGAGUGUGCAGUAAAGCGUUGUGCUGUGCAGAUCGCCAGUGCUUUGGAGUUCAUCCACCGCCUGGGAUUGGUGCACCGUGACAUCAAGCCAGAGAACGUGCUUCUUCUGGACACCCAGUGCCGCCAUGUUAAACUGGCCGACUUCGGCUUGACGCAGAAGCGUGGCACUCUGAUCCAAUUCAUCUCCAGCACUCUGCCCUACAUGGCCCCAGAGCUGUGCGCCAUGGUGCAGGAGAACGGCCAGGAAAAUCCUAAAGCACCACCACUCAGCAUCCAGCCCAGCCUCGACACCUGGGCCUUUGGUGUGCUGCUUUUCUGCAUCCUUACAGGUUUCUUCCCCUGGGAAAGCUGCACAAGUGCUGACAGCUUCUAUGAGGAGUUUGCUGAGUGGCGGCAAGACCCCGGGACAACUGAAAUCCCUACGCAGUGGAUGAGGUUCACGCCAGUGUGUAUGGAGAUGUUCGCCAGGCUGCUGACGCCGGAGCCCAACGACAGGUCCACGGCCGAUGUAGUGAAAGGGUAUAUUGGGAAGGACUGGGUGAGGCCAAAGCAUGCAAAUUUACUCGUAGGGGACCGAGGAGGAGUUAGCACCAUGACACCACUGAGCAGCCCUUGCCGUAGCAGCCCAGUACUGCAAUAAUGCCUUGAUAUCACAUUCCUACACCGUCUUGUGGUUGCAAAUUUGUUGAAUAUGGCACGCAAUUGGUUGAAGGGUGAGAGGCGGGGCUUGGGGUAAUUUUUUUUCAUUAUUUUGUUGCGUACCUU